AUGGCUGCACGCCAUGCGUUUCGGUGGCAUCAUCCUACCACCAGUGAUAAUAAUCUCUCUCUUUUCCGUCUGCUGGUAUUGGAACAUGACCUGUUUUGGGAAGAUGAAGAGCUUCUCUCUCUCUUUCCCAGCAUUAUUUCAAUCUUUGCUUUUGGAACAGGUCGUGCUUCAGGUUCAUCCCUCAUAUCAAUAGUCAAUGUCCGGAUCUCUGAAUCUCACAAGAGGAACCGCAUCCAGGUCUCCAACACCAAAAAACCCCUCUUCUUCUAUGUCAACCUCGCUAAGAGGUAUAUGCAGCAAUAUAAUGAGGUUGAGCUGUCUGCUCUUGGAAUGGCAAUUGCAACAGUGGUCACUGUGGUUGAAAUUCUGAAGAAUAAUGGAUUUGCACUCAACCUUGAUGACAACAAUGGCACCGCAGACUCUGCAAUCUCUGUGGCUCGCAUGGAGGCUGUGGAAUGGAUGUUGAAAGUCAAUGCUCAUUAUGGGUUCACAGCUCUCACUGCAAUUCUUGCCAUUAAUUAUCUAGAUAGGUUUCUUUCUAGCCUCCAUUUUCAGAGAGAUAAGCCAUGGAUGAUCCAACUUGCAGCUGCCACCUGUCUCUCUUUGGCUGCAAAUGUUGAAGAAACCCAAGUCCCUCUCCUCUUGGAAUCCAGGAUGGGUUUUAUAUUGAAAGCUGUGUUUCUCUUUCUCUCACUGUUUCUGUUUUCAUUACACAAAACAAAGGCUGAGCAUUACAAGCAUGCUAGCAGUUCCAUAGCCAGGAAGCUUGCAAGUGGGUGCAAUUAUUUCCAAGGCAAAUGGGUAUACGAUUCUUCAUAUCCUCUAUACGACUUCUCAACCUGUCCCUUCAUAGAUCCAGAAUUCAACUGCCAAAAGUACCGAAGGCCUGACAAACUCUACCAAAAUUACAGGUGGCAGCCCUUCUCAUGUAACCUACCAAGGUUUAAUGGGUUGUAUUUUUUGGAGAAAUGGAGGGGGAAGAAGAUCAUGUUUGUGGGUGACUCACUGAGUUUGAACAUGUGGGAGUCUUUGAGUUGUAUGAU
Camellia sinensis is the source of this 1043-nucleotide messenger RNA. The record is from RefSeq and is a predicted model, not a curated record. NCBI's taxonomy places the organism in Eukaryota, Viridiplantae, Streptophyta, Magnoliopsida, Ericales, Theaceae.